AUGCAGUUGGAGAUAAAGAAGACUCAGACGGCAUCAUUUCCGAAGAGGACGAGAAGGAGGGAAAUAAGGAAAAAAGGGUGCGUCGACUUGGAGUUGAAGCCGCAAAGAAGCAAAAGGUGA
Chondrus crispus (carragheen) is the source of this 120-nucleotide messenger RNA. RefSeq lists its product as hypothetical. The coding region runs from base 1 to 120 and encodes 39 amino acids. The transcript has a single exon. Lineage: Eukaryota; Rhodophyta; Florideophyceae; Gigartinales; Gigartinaceae. The record is from RefSeq and is a predicted model, not a curated record.